GGAGAGCGCAAGUACAUUUGUUCGCUCUGUGAUAAGGGCUUCAAGCAACUUUCACAUUUGCAACAGCACUUCCGCAUACAUACGGGUGAGUGCAAAUCUUUUGAUUAGCAGGUUACAUUUGUUUCGUAUGUUAUCUUGCAAUUAGUUGAUGCGCACACACACACACAUACUAUACUGUCCCAGGUAGUGUAACUGUCAAAAUUUAAAACAAAAGAUUUUAAAUUUUAGUAGGUAUAUGAUACUAGAAUCUGGUUCAAACCAAUGCAGGAAGGAAACAAUCUAUGAAGUGAAUGAUAAUAAAUUGAAUAAAAUUUUAUUGUAAUUGUAUUUUUUGUUAAAAAUUAAAAAAAAAAAAUAAAAGGCCAAGAGCUAAGUAUAUGUGUUAGAUAUGAAAUAUAUUAUGUAGGUCAAACAGCCGUUGUCUUCCUGGUCACUACAGCAGCAACUUGGCCAUGUAGUAUGUAGCACCUUGCUUAUAGAAUAUAGGCUAUAGAGCGGUGAAAGGAUCCCUAAGUCAUGAACUGAUAAGGAGACUUAAUUUUAUAGAACCAUUUAGAUCUUUGGUGACAGUAUUUAGCUCCCAUUGCCACAUGUCCAGUCUGUACAGCCAUUAUAAUUAAAAUGUUUUAUUAAAAGAUUGCAACUUCGGAGAAAAAAUAGCUGUUAAUAAGGUCAAGAAUUUAACUUCAGUAUUUAUCUUUAUCUCUAAAAAAACCCAUUUUUUUCAACAAAUAUUAAAUUUAAAAAAAAAUGAUUUAGCUUCAAACAAGUAGUUAGCCAGGAAAAAACCUAACAAAAGUUGCUGUGUUAAUUUGUUAAGCUUAGUUCAUUAUUGAGCACAACACAUCGCGACAGACCACACACACACACACCUCACACUUGAAGAAACACUAUUGAUUUGUCUCCUUUUGGUCAACUCCUAUUUGUUUUUUGUUCAUGGUGGUUCCCCUCGUCUUGUAUUUCUCAGACGAGCGCAAGUACAUCUGUUCUUGUUGUGAGCGAGGAUUUAAGCAGCUUUCACACCUACAGCAACAUUUUAGAAUUCACACGGGUGAGUCAUUUUAAGGCCAUUUCACAACAGGAAUGUUCCUAACAAAUCAUUCCUGCUGUUUUUGUCUGUCUAUUGUUUGGGGCGAGAAAAUUUAGCCCAGAAAGUUUAUCGUCAUAACUUCAGCCUGGGGAAAAUUCACAGAAGAAAAUAUAUUUUCAAAACUUCAGUGCUGGGAAAAUUCAUCGUUGAAAAUUUAUAGUAAAAACUUCAUCUCUGGGAAUUUUCAUUGCACACAAUUUAUUGCAAAAAAAAAAAAUGGCAUGCUGAGAAAAGUUGUAUGUAAAGACCCAUUAAAAAGAAAUAAACCUGCUUGACAAGAAAUGACCAAAAACAAUUUCACUUUAUGAUAACUGCUACAUCAUUGAUCAGCUCAAUAGCAUUAACUCCGUCUUUCAGUUAUAUUUCAUAUAUUUUUGGGACUCAGGACUAUAAAGGUUUUUUUCAGCACAUAUGUUGAAAUAAUUUAGAAAAAUUCUUUAAAAUAUCUUUAAGAAACUAGAUGUACACCCUGGGCAUGAUGUAAGGUUUGUUAUUUAGUAUAAAAUAAUCCACAAUGAAUUUUCCCUGCAACCAUUGUGAUUCAAUGAAUUUUCCAGACAGGUUCAUUAUAUUACUCUGAUACUCUAGGGUGGAGUGUAUUAGUCAAACUUGUCUUGUCGCAUCCAAACCGUCAAAUUUUUUAAUUUGUGGUCUCAAAACUAUAUGUGUGUUUGUUUUUUUUUAAAUACAAAAGAAAUGAUUAUGUAAAUAUAUGUGAUGUCUUUUCAACAUUUUUGUACUUGACUGGCUGGUCAAACACACAUCAAAAUACUUACAGUUCAUAAGCCUUUUUUUUUCUCUCAAAAUGUUCACUGUGACUGAAAAUAUCCUAAUUGCAGCUGGGUUUAGUGUUGAAUGUUGCUCUUGGAUCUUCUUAAAUUUCAGUCUGUUAGGAUAACCUGCCGAGGACAGUCCCCUGACCACCACUUUAGUAGCACUGGACUAAGACUAAGACAAGUCAUCAUUUAAACUACUAAUUAAUCAUGAGAGUGGUAGGGCUAGACAAAAUAUUCUUAGCACUUCUGUCAAAUUUUUCUGCUCCAGCAAUUCAUUUUGGGCACCGUAAUGUUUUUUUAUAGAGGUGUAUUUGGCUUCAUUAAAAAUUUUGUUUAUCUGCUCAUUAUUUUUUGUGAAAUAAAAAUUAUAAUUUAUUCCCUGAAAUCAAAUAAUAGAAAAAAAAUCUAUUUGACAAAACAACGAUUUGGAGUUAGAAAAUAUUUAUUUCUCUUAUUCGGCUGCUUAUUAAGUAUUAUUUUUAAAUUGAAAAGGCUAUUAUAAAAUUUAAAGCAUGUAUUCACUGAAUGCUGGCAAGCAUUUCACGGGAAGUGUCAUAUUGUAUUUUGUCAUGCCCUGUGACUCAUUUCAGUCUUCAACCUUGUCAGCCUCUUGGGGGUUAACUUAAGCUCCAUCCUUCGAAAGGCACCCCUUGAAGGUACCAGGUCCGUCAACCCCCACCCCCCCUCCCCCCCUCCCCUCGAAUGUCUAUUCGACCCACAUCACCGUUAUUUUUCUCUCACUUUCUCUCUUUGUUUCAGGUGAGCGAAAAUAUGUUUGUCAGAUUUGCAACCGUGCAUUUAAACAAAUGACGCACUUACAGCAGCACCAUAGAAUACAUACUGGUAAUGGCUGUCUUACACACCCAGCUGUAGUAGACUUUGGUUCCAGUGCUUGCAUGCAUCAAUGAUUUUGUUGGUUUUUUUGCUUAUUUUUUCAACAGAGAUGCUAUUCGAAAAAAAAGUUUUGCACUUCCCGUUAUAAAGAUGAAGCUUACUUCUACAUAAAUAAGCAUGCAGACUGAUCAGCUUUAAAAAAAAAAAAAAAUUGUUUAAAAUUGCCUUUCAGGUCAUUUGAUGACAUCUAUAGUUACUAGCAUCUCUGAAACAAUUUUUGUGGUUUAAACUCUUUUUUUUUUAACUUACCCUUGUUUUACCCACACACACGCAUAACCCACCUAACAUUUGGCCUGAACAAAAAUACCAAACGUGCUAUUGCUUCAAGGUUUACUGUGGUAGAUCCAGAGAGAGUUGAACACCAUGAUACAAAGAAGUCUGCAACAUUGCAGGGUUCCACAAUUUCAAGUUAGGUUUGGAUACUUCUGUGUGUUUUACCAGAAGCUUGACAAGUUUUUGUAAAGGGGGGUGGGGGGGGGGGUGUUAUAAUGAUUUGUGUUGACUCUGAAUCUACCACAGUGCCUGCGUACAAAUUACUUAGACAUUUUUUUUUUUGUCAUGGUAUUUAGUUUUUUGUGUUCCUUUCAUCAACCAUACCAAUGUUGGGGGGGGGGGGGGGGGGGUGUUAUAAUGAUUUGUGUUGACUCUGAAUCUACCACAGUGCCUGCGUACAAAUUACUUAGACAUUUUUUUUUUUGUCAUGGUAUUUAGAUUUCUGUGUUCCUUUCAGCAACCAUACCAAUGUGCAUCAAGUAUGAAUUUUUUUUUCACUUUGUUUCUUUAGGAUUCAUUCAAAGUUUUUGUUUAUCACAGCUAUUUUCAGUGUUUGAGAAUGUGUUUUUCCCCAUUUUGUUAUUUCCUCUCAUUGUCACAAAUACACUGCACUAAAGAACAGAGUGAAUCUAUGGACAAAAUACAUGUCUGAUUUCUGUCAUAAAUUACUGGGCAUGCUACAUGUCUGAUUUCUGUCUGAGAGAGUUGAUGAAAGUUUGGCUCCAUGUAUGAAUUUGAAAACAUCCUUAAUUCAUUGUAAUCUCGAUUUUUUUGUGUUUCCUCCAUAGGAGAGCGCAAGUACGUUUGCCAGAUAUGCAACCGUGCAUUUAAACAAAUGACCCAUUUGCAGCAGCACCAUAUCAUACACACGGGUAAAUACAUUAGGGCUCAGUUGUAUACUUCUUUAUUUUUCAUUCUGGUCUUUCUCAAUUGUUUUUUUUCUAAAAAUACAUUUGAAAUUUAUAAAAGAUAAUUUAUGUUUAGGUUUCUUUUUAAAAUGUGAUUUGUCGCCAUUUAAAAAAUUAGUUGUAGGGUUUAAUAAUAAUGUCACAUUGGAUAAGUGAACAAUUUUAAAUUGGACUUGCCACAUUGGAUUAAGGACUAAUUUUAAAUUGGACUUAUUGUUUUGUUUUAAAUGGCCUUUGUCAAAUUUGUUCAAUGUUUCAUUUUAAACGUAAUUGGUUGCACAGGAUAAUUUUUUAGCUUUGAAGAAAAAAAAAAAGAAAAAAAGAUGAACUCAACAAUUAUAAAAGCAGUUAUAUAUAUAAAGAUAUAUUCAAAUUGACAUGGCUGAAAACUGCUUAUCCAUUUCAAAUAAAGCAUUGAUUUUUUUAAAAGUGCUCUCAAAAGUUUUCAUUGUUUUUUUUUUAAUGUUUCAAACUUAUCAUUUUGGUUAAAAAAAAAUGGAUUCCAUUGCUCAUAAAUCAUUUUAUGACAUCGUGAUCAACAUAAUGUAUGAACAUUUCAUCAGCACUGAUAAUUUAAUCAAAAUGAAAGAUUUGAGCUUUGUUUUUUUUUUUUUUUUAAAGCAGCUGUUAAACUCACUUUUUACCCCUUCAGUUUUAUACAUUUAUUUUUUUUAAAAGCAGGAGUGAAAUUUAAAUUUGAGAUUGGCCUUUUCAAAAAAUAAAGGUAUCGUGAUCAACAUAAUGUAUGAACAUUUCAUCAGCACUGAUAAUUUAAUCAAAAUGAAAGAUUUGAGCUUUGUUUUUUUUUUUUUUUUUAAAGCAGCUGUUAAACUCACUUUUUACCCCUUCAGAUUGAUACAUUUAAUUGUUUUAAAAGCAGGAGUGAAAUUUAAAUUUGAGAUUGGCCUUUGCAAAUAAUAAAGGAGUUUACACUAGUUAAUCAACAGUUUGUGGUUGUCUGGUGGUGACCAAAUGUGAUUGGUCUAUUACAACAAUUAGUUGAUGUCUCAGGAGAGAUGUGAAGCUUAAUAUAUUCUAUUUAAACAAUUUGUUGUUUGGUGUGAGUGCUGCAUGAAUGAAUACAGCAGAAAUCGAGCUUACACGGCCAAUACACAGCCAGUUACAUCACUACCUACAUUUUCUGUUCCUUUAUUUUUUUGUGAUUUAUUUUUUUCCUAAUUAAACAUUUUUAUUUUCCCUUUUAAAGUAAAUUGCAUUAACAGCAUUAAAAGUUUUACAAAAUAAUUCUGGUGACAGAAGAAUUGCAAACACGCUAGAUUUUGGUAAUCAUGUUGACAAGUCUUGUUUUUAAAGCUUGCAUGCUCAUCAGCUUGAUUACAUUGUUGAAGCUGUUAUUGUCGUGGUUCAAUUUAUGUAAUUUACAAAGGAACAAAAAAUAUCUGUGCAGAUGUAAUCUCGAUUUUUGUCUUUCCUCUGUCAGGGGAGCGCAAGUACGUUUGCCAGGUGUGCAAUCGUGCAUUUAAACAAAUGACCCAUUUGCAGCAGCACCAUAGAAUUCACACAGGUAACCCUCUCACCUCGACAUCGGGUACCCUGGUUCAAGGAUAUAUGUUGUUAGAUUAUAAUUUUGUUUGCAGUAAAAAAAAAGACCCCCCCCCCUCUCCCUCUCCCCCUGAACUAUUGCUUAAUGUUACGGCUGUGCAACUACUGAUAAAAACCAAAAAAAAAGUUUUUAAAAAAAGUAAAAAUGUAAGUAAUCAGUCUUCAUUUGCAAAAAGUGUAUGUAUAACUUGAAAUUGUAAAGACUAAUUAAUGGAUGAGUCCUUGGAGUUGACAUAAAUCCUUGAGACUGAGGGUACCACUGUAUGUUACAGGUCUGGUCAGUUUUGUUCUAUGAGUGCCUGUGAGUGCCUGUGAUAUUUACAUGUCGCCUUAUAACAGUGUCCAAAGUAUGUAUUUAAUGGUGUCUAUUACAGAAAUCAAAUUUGCGAGAGAGAAAAAAACAAAACAUUUUUGAGUCUGAACUUUGACCCCCCAAUGUUCAGUUCUAUGUCACAAGGAAACUUAAUUUUUUUGUCAUUUUUAAAAUAUAAAUUUUAUUUUGGUAAUAAAAGAAAAGAAUCUGACUUGAAAAUCUUUCUGCUGGCCAAAAUUUCAAUAUUAUUUAUCUGGUGACAUAUUUGACACUAAUGAUUUGAUUUGAUUCUUCUUUCACCAAUACUCGAUUUUUAAUUUUGUCAAAAUUCAUAAAGAGCCUUUGUGCCAGACUUAACAGUAAAACUGCAACAUGGGACAUUCUUUCGAUUUAUAAAUGUGAAUUGUUACAAUCUUACAUUUGUGUGCAUAUCAGGCUCAGAAAGGGACUGUACUCUCGGUUUUUGUCUUUUCUCCCCUAGGAGAGCGCAAGUACGUAUGCCAGAUUUGCAAUCGAGCAUUUAAGCAAUUGACACAUUUGCAGAAGCACCAUGUUAUCCACACGGGUAAAUAGCCAGGCCUCCUGUGUCUGCCAGUCUGUCCUGUUUGUCUUGUUCAACCAUCUUAUCUUCACGACUGGCGAUGCCAGACAAAAAUCGAGGUCUUAAAAUUUUGAGUCUGAGCCUUAUAAGCAAAUCAGGAGGGAAAAUAACAAAUGAUGGGCGAUGUUACUUAAAAUUGACUCAUGACAUGCUUAAAUCAUUAUUGGGGGAGAAUACAUUUCUUUAAAAAGUUGACAGAAUUUAUGCAUAAAAAUAUUGGUACAACAAAGAAGAUCAACUUGCAGGGUGAUCGUGAUUGCAGAACGUCUGUUGAAAUAAACAAUUUAAGAAACUGACUAAAGGAAAGUGUAUUGAAAACUUUACGAGAAACAUUUUCCAAUGGUUCAUCAACUAGACAUUUAUUUUCAUUUAAGAUUUAGUUUCUUCUUAUAUAUUUAUUUUGAAACUUGACUUUUUACUUUUUAAAACAAGAACAUUUUUAAAGCAUCUUUGCAAUUAAUUGCAAAAAAGAAUGAUUCGUGUUCAUUAAUAUAAGGCUUUGAGAUGACAAAGUAAAAGUACAUUGAAAUAAAAAAAUAGUGCUCUUGUAUACAGCUGUCUUGUUUUGACCUAUAAAGGAGUAUGCUGAUGAGAACUAGUAGCUUUAAAAAAUCUUCACUUCUGCCUACAUUUCUUUCUCUUAUAAAUUUUGAUACGGAAAUUUUCCUAAGGAAUCAGACUCGAAAUUUAAGAAUAAUCUCGAUUUUUGUAUUUCCUCUCUAGGAGAGCGCAAGUAUGAAUGCCAAGUUUGCAAUCGUGCAUUUAAGCAAAUGACACACUUACAGCAGCACCAUAAAAUACAUACUGGUAAUUUGCUUCAUAUGUUCUUGUCUUAUGUGGUCUCACUUUGUCGGUCCUCUUGUCUUAUGGGGGCCAUGUCUUGUUUGGUAGUAUGUCUUGUCGGUGAGUCUGAAUUUAAUUGCUGUUUUUUUUAAAUUUAAAAUUUUAGAGUUGUAUUUGGGACAAGGAAGCUACAAUCUAGUACUUUACUACCUUAUAAAUAUUUAAUUAAACAAUAUCCAAGUAAUAAAUUAUAAAUAGGAAUUCAUUUAAUGCACAAUUCAGUUUGAUGUAAGAAAACAAAUUAAAUUAAAAAGAAGUAAAUUUUCUUCCAAUGCAGAUACAACAUUUUAAAAUCAUUAUUUCAUUUUAAAAACAUGGCAUGAAGACACUGAUUGUUGAAUUUUGCUAAUUAUUUUUCUCAAACUUUCUUACAGGAGAGCGCAAGUAUAUUUGUCAAUGUUGUGACCGUGGCUUCAAACAGCUGACCCACCUACAGCAGCAUUACAGAAUUCACACUGGUAAGGUCACAGUCUCUGUCCAGCUGGCCUACUGCCAGCCAAGGAAACUUUGCGUGUCCACAUAUACUCCAGUUUCCACAUAUAAUCCAUCAGAUGACAGGAUGACCUAGAAUGUGUGUCCACAUAUGGUCUUGUGAGGUUCCCUGGGUAUUUUGAAUCCUGUUUUGAUUUACUUGUGUCCAACAAUUAUUUUAAGUUUGAAAUAUUUGUCUUAUUAAGAGUCUGUUAGCUACUUACAUAAUUUUGGUGUCUGUGUGUAAAACCUUAAAGGAUUGUUACUUUUCUUUCCUUAGAAGAUUAACAUGGUGAUUGAUGUAAUUGAAAAUGCCAUUUGCUCGGGUGAUCACAACAACCUUUAAUAAUUUAAACUGUUAUUAAGGAGAAAUGUCAAGGGAAGUAAGCAUGAUUUUAAAUCAAUCCAUGAGAAAGGAAGAGUUGUCCACUCACAAACCACCUCAGAUUUUGCAUUGACUGACUUGCUUUGAACCAAGAACAGAAGCUUAAAGUUAUACUGGUAUCUGAUGGAACAGGUCUCAAGAGCAGUGCACAGUGGACACCCAUCAGUCUGAUGGAGCAGAUAUCAAAAAUGGCACAGGGACACCUAUUUUUCUUCCCUAGUCAUUCAAGAAAAUUUUGUGGCUAUUUUCUUUCUUUGAAUAGCGGUACCGGUAUCAAAUGUUUUAUUGAAGAAUAAAAAGAAACCUGUAUCUGUACAUGUGUCUGUUUAGUUGGCAAUAAGUUUUAUGUUAUUCAACAAUAAAAACUGACUUUUCCAUAAGCCAGCGACUUUCUUGUUUUACUCUUUUGUUUCUCUUUGACUUAGAAGAGAUAUUUGAUGAAAAAUUAAAAGAAUUUCUUUUUUUUUCCAUAUUAAUGAUAAAUUGGCCAUUUCCAAUUUUUCUUUUGCGGUUGUCUUUGAUAUUUAUAUUUCAUUCCAUUUGUUUUGAUUUAUUUCUAAAACGUUGAAAUUUGUUCAUUUUGUUGUUACUGAUUGUGCACAACUGUUACAUUUGAACUUCUAAAGCAAGGGGCUGUUAAGCCUGAAAUGUGUCAACAAGAAACUACCUCCCUUGUCACUUAGAUAUUGCUCACAGGUUUUAUGUAGUGUUGAGGAUUAAACCAUUAGAACUACUUAACAGUUCAAACAAGUACAUAUCCCUCCAGCAUCCAGGUGUACAUAUCCCUCCAACAUCCAGGUGUACAUAUCCCUCCAACAUCCAGGUGUACAUAUCCCUCCAGCAUCCAGGUGUACAUAUCCCUCCAACAUCAAGGGGUACAUAUCCCUCCAACAUCCAGGGGUACAUAUCCCUCCAACAUCCAGGGGUACAUAUCCCUCCAACAUCCAGUUAACAUAUCCCUCCAACAUCCAGUUAACAUAUCCCUCCAACAUCCAAGGGUGUUGACAAAUCUUGACCUUCCUAUGAUUGCAGGGUGGGUUUCUUGUUAAUACAAUUCUUUGCCAUGGUGUGUGGGAGAUCUCUUUUGAUACUACUGACCACAGUGUCUGCUUUGAUCAUAGGGACCACAGUGUGUGAGAUAUCUGCUUUUAUCCACAUAUGCUUAUAUAUGGAGAUAAGAUUAGGGACUUCGUUCUUAAACAUAGUAGAAAUAGAGAUAUAAUCUCUGUCUGAGCCAUGCUUUAAAAAUAUUAUUAUUUUUUUUGGUGUCAGUGUUAUUACACAACUUAAAUAAUAGAUUCCUGUUUUUAUUUCCUGAAAUAAAGAUCUCUAUUUAGAAAGGAACUGCUUCUCUGCUACCCUCCCACCUACCUCUUACAUUCUAACCCCCCUCCCCCCACUAUUUGAUUUAGCUUUAUUAGACUAAAAUUUGGCUUUCAAAAUCCCUGUGAUAUCUAGUUUGAUCUACAGGACAAGCAGAGAAAGGAAAGAAGUAAAAAAAAAAUGUUACAGGUCAGGAAAUAUUAUAGAUGUAGAGUGAUGACAGAUGUUUUAUUAUCUCUGAAAAUUAUCAGUGUCCAUGCUGGUUUUUUUUUUUUCAAACCCCAUAUAGCACAUGCUUUAUUAACUAAUGAAGAAACUGACAAAAUAUCACAAACAGGUUUAAACUUAACUACACCGCGAAAAAAAAAAUGUCUAAAAUUUUUAUGUGGUGGUGAAAAAAGAAAAAAAUACAAUUUUUGUUUCAUAGUUUUGAACAAAGGCAUGAAAAUUUUUUUUGAUGACUAUUACACUUUUUUUUUUUUUUGAUCCGUCACACUCACAUCUGUAUUUUUUUUCCCCUUCGAACAUUGUUUUCUUUCUUCUCUCUCUCUUGUCUUGUAGACGAGCGGAAAUACGUAUGCCAGUGCUGCGACCGGGCCUUUCGCCAACAGUCGCACCUUAACCAGCACUUCCGCAUACACACAGGUGAGCGACUCGUAGGAUGUCCACUGUGAUUCCCCGUUGUUCUGUCCCCAUUAAUUUUAUUCUGAUAGCAUUCCAAAUUUGGAUCAUUCUCAUUUUUUUUUUUUUUUUUUUUGCUCGGGACACUUGAUUUUUUUAUUUUUUUAAAAUUUUAUAAUUAGUUUUUUCCCCUUUGUUUUGUCCCCAUUAAUUUUUUUCUGAUUGCAUUCCAAAUUUGGUUCAUUCUCUUUUUUUUUUUUUUUUGUGUGCUCGGGACACUUGAUAUUUUUAUUUUUUAAAAAUUCUAUAAUUAGUUUAAAUGAUAGAGGCCCCGAUAAGUUCAAUUAUCUUUCCAAUAAUACACAAAAAAAAACUCUGUGUCCUGAAUAUUAUUUCCUCAGAAAAUAAGCCACAUAACCUCUGUCAAAUAAUUCACUAAUAUAUACAUUUUAGAUCUAUUAGCAUUUAUCCCCAAAAAAAUUCUUAAAUGAAUCUUCAUAUAUAUGUUAAAUUUUGAUGUUAUUGAUAAUUUGUUUUGACCCAACAGCCAUUGGUAUAGUGACAUGUCAAACACAAUGCAUUUUUUGAAUCAUCAGUUUGUUGUUAUUUCAAAUUUUAUGUCACUUUGCCUUUCCCUGAUCUGUCUUUUCAUGUUAUAUGUUUGAGCCUCAUAAAAUUUGAUUUCUUUUUUGGGCUCUUCUUAGCAACAUUGUGUGCAUUGUUCAUUAUUCAAUGAAUCGUAGUAAAAUAUAGUCUAUGAUCUAUGAUCAUUUUUACUUGGUCUCAAAUAAAAAAAAAAAGACAAUAGUUAAAUAUAAUCUAUAAACUACGAUUAUUUGUACUUGGUCUCCAAAUUUGAACACCAUUUUCUUCCAUUUACAGUUUUAAUGAAAUAUCUUCAAUGAAUAAGAAUGAUGAUCAUUGAUGUCUUUGAUUUUUGCAGGUCUCUACAAGACACCGUCAGGCUUUAGUGGAAUAAACAAAAUCUACUCUAGCAAUUGAAAUAUAUUUGGCUUUUGGGCUCUAGCGUUAGUAAAUUUUUUAAUUUUUAAAACAUAAAGGAAUAAAAAUGAUAACUUUAAAAAAAAAAUUUCUCCUUCCCUGCUGUUCAGGUGAGAAGCCGUACCGAUGUAAAUUUGAGAACUGUGAGCGGGCGUUUGCCCAGCUGUCCAACCUCCAGCACCACAUGAGGAACCACGACGACCAGGUCAAGAAGGAGGCGACCCGCAUACACAAGUGUCAGAUCUGCCACCGAUGCUACACCAAUGAGAGCAGCCUCAAGUCUCACACUCUGAAGGUCUGUAAACAGUUAUCGGAUACUCUGAUGUCAACGGAUGUAGUUUUCACUGGACUUAAAUUAACAAAUCGUAUUUCUUUGUGGUGGGCGUGCAAAAGUAGUUUAAAAUAAUAUGCUACGUUUAUAUUUGCUUGUUUUGCAUGGUUUUGAUAUAGGUAAUGGCGUCUAAUGUGUCGGUAAUGGCGACUAAUGUGUCGGUAAUGGCGACUAAUGUGUCGGACAACUUGUUAAAUUUUGGCACCACGCAAUGUCUCGGUGUUAACAGAAAAUUAUUUUAGAAUGAAAUAUGUUUCCACUAACCAAUUUAUUCAUCUAUAUGUUGAACUUUAUCAUGUUAUGGGAAUCCACUAAAUGUCAUCUUUCACUGAUGGUAAUUGGCAACUGUCACCAUAGGACAACCUUGACCCUAUGCUUUACUUAACUACACAAUAAAUGCAGAAAGACUAGCCAGGCUGAAAUAACUUUAUCUAGAAAAGAUAGCAUAUAUAGAUACCUUCUAAAACUGCAGCCACUUGCUGUUGUUUACUUUUUAAAAUAAUGUUAAUUUUAUCAUACACUUUAAAAAAAACAACAACUUAUCUUCUAUUUUCCCACAUGAAUCUCUAAUAGUUUAAAAUACUUCCUCGACAGAUGCACAUUCAUAUUAAGCCUAUAGACCAGCACCCAUUACCAGCGCCCAAGAAAAGACGCAAGCGCAAGAACAAGGAUCUGUACGGCGGGGCCCCCACAAUGGUGCCGGUGUCCUCGGCCGAUGGAUCGUUCAGCAGCGUCAUGCAGGGCAUGAAGGCGGGGGGCUCCCGGACGCGAAGCCCAACGUCCUCUGACGAUGAUGAAAUCAUAUUUGUUGGGGAACAGAUGGGUCCACCCAGGGUGGAUAACUUUGGAGGGG
Molecule: messenger RNA, 12247 nt
Organism: Lymnaea stagnalis (great pond snail)
Lineage: Eukaryota; Metazoa; Mollusca; Gastropoda; Lymnaeidae
Source: the annotation of a GenBank genome assembly